Messenger RNA from Aspergillus alliaceus, 1745 nucleotides. It is a transcript of the gene sld2, whose product is annotated as protein sld2. Bases 82 to 1677 code for a protein of 531 amino acids. NCBI's taxonomy places the organism in Eukaryota, Fungi, Ascomycota, Eurotiomycetes, Eurotiales, Aspergillaceae. Gene Ontology annotation, cellular component: DNA replication preinitiation complex. The transcript has 2 exons. Gene Ontology annotation, biological process: DNA replication initiation; mitotic DNA replication preinitiation complex assembly; DNA replication. The record is from RefSeq and is a predicted model, not a curated record. Gene Ontology annotation, molecular function: DNA replication origin binding; single-stranded DNA binding.
AAUUACAGUCGGAGAAUAUCACCAGGAUAUCAUAUUCGACUUUUCUUCUCAUUCCGUCAACACUUUCUGCGUCAUGCGAUAAUGUCGAGCCUUGAUGUUGCCGAUAUCGCGUCACAGUCUGUGAAGCUACGCGCCGAGUUAAAGGACUGGGAAAGAGCCUUCGCCGCUGCGAAUGAGGGAAGAAAGGCUGACCGAAGUGAUAUUAAAAAUGCGCCUGAGAUCGCGGCCAAAUACAAGGAGUACUCGCGGUUGAAGUCGCUCGAAAAAUCAGCCAGAUAUGAAAAGAAACACAAUCCUAACCCCGUUGACUUGGAAGAGCGCUCAAAGAAACGGAAACAUACAUCACCUCCUGGAUCCCGGGAGGUCCAUCUCGAGUCCACGCCUCGCAAAGCGGCGAAAGGUCCCUUCGCAACCCCCUCGAAGCCACGCGGAGUGGCUUCUCAUCCGUCAGAGCUUGAUCCUUACGAUUCUCCCUCAGCACUGCGCAGGCUGUUUAGCCCGACUACACACCAACAGUCCUCAUCACCGUUCAAGACAGCCAUUGGGCCCACUCCUCAGAGAGAUGGAAAGUCGCUUGGUCUUUUCGAUCUCCUAUCCGAAUCGGGUGGAAGUACGGCGACACCGACGGCGUCCAGGAUAGCCAGUGUGCGUGGCACAGCGGCACAGACGCCCUCAAAACGGAAUGCCCUAGAUACCAUAGCAGAGGAGGAUGAAGAGGAAGACAGCCCUCGCGGUGAUCGAACCCCGGCGUCAGCAAGCAAGAGCUAUAUGCUUUCCGCCUUAUUUGCGACGCCGACAACAUGGCGCUACGCUACCAUGAUGGAUGAUCGAAAUGAUGCUGCCCCUCACGAACGUGCACAGCAGACCAGUGCGAACGGUGCCGGCCAAGAAGCCCCGGAGUCAGAGACCCCGGCAUUCCUGCGACGGGCUAAUUCAGCACGCUAUGGCGCAACUAAUCCCACCGGACAGGGCUUGAGCCCGAUCAACGUACGUAAACGGCCGCAGUUUGUCGGGAAAGGGCUCUCAGCGCUGGUCCAAGGAUUACGAGACAUGGAGGAAGAGCGCCUCGACGAUGAUCUGGAUGUACUCCGAGAAAUAGAAGAAGAGCAGGCCGCCGUCAGCACUGAAGUGACUGACAGCCAGACGGUUAGCAAUGAUACGGGCCGAACGUUCAAGAAGAAGGGCCAAAAACGAACAACGCGCAGGGUUCGCAUGAAGCCGGUUGUCACAAAGCCUAGGCGUGAGUCACAGUUGCCAGAAUCAGAGCAAGAAGAUGGCACGGAGAAUACGGGCUACAGUGAGGAUGAACUAGCAGCGGUGCCAGAAACGCAACAGCCUGCGGUCCAUGCUGACGAGGCUGGUGGGUUCUCAGACUUUGCUUCGCUGCGUUCAAUAUCAGAACCAGAGCUUGACUCCGACUCUGAUUACGGGGAACACGCCAAGCCCCUUACCAGAAACAAAAGCUUUUCGGAAAGAAUGAAGGAGGCGAUCGGUUCUGUAAAGCCGCCACCAACGGAAAAGCGAGAGAAACCGUCGCAGCCUCCAGUGAAGGAGAAAGAGACGAAGCCUCGUGAGAGGAAAAUCAAUCCCGCGGCACAUGCCAAUUAUCGGUCAUUGAAACUUCGAAAUAAGAACUCUAAAGGCAGAGGCGCAGGGCGCUUCGGCAGGAGACGAUAAAGCACAAUGGCUGGUCUACACCAACAUCAUUUAUGAGCAACGACUACCGCAUACUUAGAGAUACCACC